Nannospalax galili (Upper Galilee mountains blind mole rat) is the source of this 971-nucleotide messenger RNA. It is a transcript of the gene Ak3, whose product is annotated as adenylate kinase 3. Bases 89 to 772 code for a protein of 227 amino acids. Gene Ontology annotation, biological process: nucleobase-containing compound metabolic process. Gene Ontology annotation, cellular component: cytoplasm; mitochondrion. Lineage: Eukaryota; Metazoa; Chordata; Mammalia; Rodentia; Spalacidae. The transcript is spliced from 6 exons. The record is from RefSeq and is a predicted model, not a curated record. Gene Ontology annotation, molecular function: AMP kinase activity; ATP binding.
GGCCACCAAAAAAAAGGGCCACCGAGCCGGUGCGCGCGCAGGCCAGGCCACAGCCCCAGCGUCGGAGCUCCGGUCACCGUCCGCGGCCAUGGGGGCGCCCGCGCGGCUGCUGCGCGCGGUGAUCAUGGGGGCCCCCGGCUCGGGCAAGGGCACCGUGUCGUCGCGCAUCACCAAACACUUCGAGCUGAAGCACCUCUCCAGCGGGGACCUGCUCCGCCAGAAUAUGCUGCAGGGCACAGAAAUUGGUGUGUUGGCCAAGACUUUCAUUGACCAAGGGAAGCUCAUCCCAGAUGAUGUCAUGACUCGGCUGGCCCUUCAUGAGCUGAAAAAUCUCACCCAGUGUAGCUGGCUGUUGGAUGGUUUCCCAAGGACACUUCCACAGGCAGAAGCCCUGGAUAGGACUUACCAAAUAGACACAGUGAUAAACCUAAAUGUGCCCUUUGAAGUCAUUAAACAACGCCUCACAGCUCGUUGGAUUCAUCCUGCCAGUGGCCGAGUGUACAACAUUGAAUUCAACCCUCCCAAAACUGUGGGCAUUGAUGACUUGACAGGAGAGCCUCUGAUUCAGCGUGAGGAUGACAAACCAGAAACAGUGAUCAAGAGACUAAAGGCUUACGAAGCCCAAACAGAGCCAGUCCUGGAAUAUUACCAGAAAAAGGGGGUAUUGGAAACAUUCUCUGGAACAGAAACGAACAAGAUCUGGCCCCAUGUGUAUGCUUUCCUACAGAUGAAAGUUCCAGAAACUACCCAGAAAGCCUCCAUUACUCCCUGAGAAAACCACCAGCAUUUGCAGCACUCUGGCUCAAACCUUCCUGAUAUGUGGAGAAUAAAGAGCUCUCAACCAUGGCCUAACCUCAUUUAAUGAUGUCAAGUAACUACUUACUUUGGCUUUCUGGAAAAACAAACGAAAACACCCUCUUGGAUCCACAUUACAGUUUUUGGCCAUUUCCAUAAUAAACUGCAUUACAACA